AUGGAUCCCGACACUCCUCUCCCACCGCCUCAACCCUCAAUCUUCCGCUGGGUUCUCGGCUUUCUCAUGGUAGGCGCUGCAUGGGGCCUAACAACUCCCUUCAUGCGGCGCGCAGCCAUCGACUACACCGCCCCAGAACGGCCGUGGCUGGAUGAUCCGAGUAAAUCGUGGAUUAGGAGGAAGGCAUCCGGUGUGAUCUAUGCGGUGUUGGAUUUGCUUAGGAGGCCAGCGUAUGCGAUCCCGUUGCUGGUUAAUAUUACGGGGAGUGUUUGGUUCUUCUUGUUGAUCGGACAAGCUGAGCUGAGCUUGACGGUCCCAAUCACCAAUUCUCUGGCUUUUCUAUUUACGGUAUUGGGGGAAUGGUGGGCUGAGGGCAAAGUCAUUUCGCGAGACACUUGGAUAGGCAUGGCCUUUGUCUUAGGUGGCAUCGCUCUGUGUGUACAGGCCAAAAGUUGA
Molecule: messenger RNA, 456 nt
Organism: Coniosporium apollinis CBS 100218
Lineage: Eukaryota; Fungi; Ascomycota; Dothideomycetes
Exons: 3
Coding region: 1-456 (151 amino acids)
Source: RefSeq, a predicted model, not a curated record